AUGAAAACUGGUGAAGAUCAAAGGAUAAUUCGACCAAUUUUUACGUCAUUCACAGAAAUAAUGCUCGAAGACGUGAUGAGUAGAAAGAUCAUGAGCAGAAGUGAAGUAGUAAAUGAAGCUUGGUUAAAAGGCCAAAGAAGGUUUAAUGAUACAUUUAAUGUUAUGAAACGACAUGCUCGCAUCAACCAAUCGCCAAAAGAGAGAUAUACACGACGAUUCUGUUCUUUAAGUGGAAAGUACGCUACAGAUCAAAAAGAAG
Racocetra persica is the source of this 259-nucleotide messenger RNA. NCBI's taxonomy places the organism in Eukaryota, Fungi, Glomeromycota, Glomeromycetes, Diversisporales, Gigasporaceae. The record is from the annotation of a GenBank genome assembly.